Messenger RNA from Eimeria maxima, 798 nucleotides. RefSeq names its product SNF2 family N-terminal domain-containing protein, putative. Gene Ontology annotation, cellular component: nucleus. The record is from RefSeq and is a predicted model, not a curated record. Gene Ontology annotation, molecular function: DNA binding; ATP binding; ATP-dependent chromatin remodeler activity. The transcript is spliced from 4 exons. NCBI's taxonomy places the organism in Eukaryota, Apicomplexa, Conoidasida, Eucoccidiorida, Eimeriidae. The annotation marks the transcript as partial. Gene Ontology annotation, biological process: positive regulation of transcription by RNA polymerase II.
AUGCGUCUAUUAAAGGAGAAUGAUAUAGAGGCCUAUACAAGAUUAGUACAAGAGACAAAGAACGAAAGAUUAAAAGAAUUAUUAAAUAAGACAGAACAAUUCCUUAAUUCUAUUGGAAGGAAGGUAGUUAUACAAAAAAUGGAUACUAUUCAGGUCCAGCAGAAGCAGCAACAGCAACAGCAGCAACAGCAGCAACAGCAGCAGCAGCAACAGCAGCAACAACAAGGGAAGGAUGAUGACACUGUUGCUGCUUGUCCGGAUCAGCAGCAAGAGCAGCAACAGCAACAGCAGCAACAGCAGCAACAGCAACAGGAACAGCAGCAAGGAGGAGGAGGAGGUAGUAGUAGUAGUAUAGGAGAUAGUUACUAUGAAUUAUCUCAUUGUGUAUACGAAGAAGUUAGACAACCUAAAUCAUUAAUUGGUGGAAAUUUAAUGUCUUAUCAAUUAUCUGGUCUACAAUGGAUGAUUUCUUUAUAUAAUAAUAAUUUACAUGGAAUAUUAGCUGAUGAGAUGGGCUUAGGGAAGACAAUACAAACAAUAGCAUUAUUAGCAUACCUAAAAGAUUAUAAGAAUAAUAAGGGACCACAUCUUAUUAUUGUCCCUUUAUCUACAUUAUCUAAUUGGGCUGAUGAAUUCAAUAGAUGGGCACCUUCUCUUAAAUUAUUAGUCUUUAAGGGAGCUCGAUUAGAGCGUCGUCAAUUACAACGACAAUUAAAACAAAUAGAUUUUAAUGUUUGUCUAACUACAUUUGAUUUAGCAAUAAGAGAAAGAAAUGCAUUAGCUAAUCCCCAUUGGAAG